CAAAGACCAGAGCAGAGCAGCGGGACAUAGCAGAGCAACCACCCGCUAAUCCGGGCGCUUUUUGCCGUUGAGAUAAUUAGAUUACGGCGCACCGACGGUGCACCGAUCACCAUCCCUGCCGCUUGCUGCUCCUGCGGUACUUGCACAGCUACCAUAAGACAAAUAUUCUCUCUCUGACUGCGCAUCGCCUCUCUCUUCCUUCAGCUGGUGUCGCUCGGUCCCCCCCCUCUCCCUCUCUUUGGCUGGGAAAGCAAGGGAGAACAUUAGAGCACAUAUACUGUUACUCUGUCUCUCCUACAGAGCUCGUAGUUACCUUGUGACUCCCACACUGGGGACUUAAACUAAAGGAGACUAGAGCAGAGGAAGACUAUCUUUACCGCACGAAGGCGAAGAGCAUGGCAUGAAGAGCAUCGCUUCUUUUUCUUCUUCCUCCUUUUCUUUUUCUUUCUUUUUUGUGACUUGAAAAUAAACUACUCGAUGUUUCUCUCGUCUUGAAGGGACCGACAACGGGAUUUUCUUGUUCCCCCCUCAACACACACAAAAGUGGGGUCAGUCCUUAACCGAGGCGGGUGGAUGAGUUGUGUGGAUGUUAUUUCCUGGAUUUUUUCCACCGGGCUGUGUGUUACCGCGGCCCAAAGACAGCAACAGUGUGCGGAAAAGUAGAUUUGUGUGAAACAUAUGGCUUCAACGAGGACGACACGCUGGAUGCUUGGUGAAGCAUGGUGGUGAAGAUGGUUAGAAUGCGCUUAACGGGGCCGCUGUCAUGGGGCUGGUGCAAAUGGUCAAGUGUAACAGGAAUGGGAGUCCUGUAUCUGCUGAUGCUAUCAACCUGCCUUGGCCAAGACACGGAAGACUGGCAAUAUGAGGAAUGCAAACUUUCCCGCUCGGGUCCUCCUGCUACCAUAGUUGCCAUCGAUGAAGAAAGCCCCAACGGAACAUUGUUGGUGGACAACAUGCACAUCAACGGUGUGGCUGAAGGUCCGGAUCGAACCAUCUCUCUGUCCCUGAGGGACAACAACGAUCGCUGGGUCAUUCUUGACCCUUCCAAACAAGCCCUUUACCUAAACAGCACGGGACGGGUUCUGGACAGAGAUCCCCCCUCGUACAUUCACUCCAUCGUGGUUCAGGUUCAGUGUACCAAUGAGCUGAUAGGCACUGUGAUUUUACACGAGGUCCGCAUCGUUGUUCGAGACCGCAACGACAACAUGCCCCGUUUCCAGCAGCCGAGAUACUACGUCGCCGUGAAUGAGCUGACUCCAGUUGGAACGACUAUCUUUUCUGGUUUCUCAGGAAACAAUGGAGCAACAGACAUUGAUGACGGUCCCAAUGGACAGAUAGAGUACACCAUCCAGUACAAUCCGAGAGACCCGACAGCUAACAGAACCUUUGACAUCCCGCUGACACUGUUUGGCUCUGUAGUUCUCAGAGAAAGACUCAACUAUGAGGAUAUAACAAGAUACCUAGUCAUCAUACAAGCUAAUGAUCGAGCCCCUAAUCCAAGUGACCGUCGAACAGCCACCACCACACUAACUGUGGAUGUACUGGACGGUGAUGAUUUGGGUCCAAUGUUUCUACCAUGUACGCUUGUGGGAAAUACCCGUGAUUGUAGUCCCAUCACGUAUAAGGCUAAUGUGCUUGAGCUGACCGAGCCGAGUAAGGUGAAUCCGCUCAAUGUGACUCCACCCAUACAAGCUGUGGACCAGGACAGAAACAUACAACCUCCCUCUGACAGGCCGGGGAUCCUGUAUUCCAUCCUUAUUGGCAAACCAGAGUCCUAUGUAGAAUAUUUCCGCUUAAACAGAACCACAGCAGAACUUCUGCUACUGAAGCCCAUCGACAGAGAGCACUACCACAGAUUUGAUCUGGUGAUCAAGGCAGAACAGGACAACGGCCACCCCCUGCCAGCUUUCGCCAGCCUUCAAAUCGAAGUUCUGGAUGAAAACAACCAGGCACCCUACUUCCUGCAGCCUAGUUACCAUGGCUACAUCAGUGAGGCAUCGCCAGUGGGAACCACCAUAGCGACCAGCGCCAGCCUAUCUGUACCACUGGCCAUAAUAGCACUGGAUAAUGAUGUGGAGGAGACACGGGAUCCGCAGCUUCAAUUCUCACUGGACAGCUAUUCUCAUGUUUUCUCUGUAUCUGCUACUGGAAUCAAAAGAUACCUCACUCUGGUGCAGCCUGUCGACAGAGAGACACAAGACUCCUACACAUUCACGCUUGUAGCAUCAGACGGUGUCCAGGAGAGCACUGCAGUUACCGUGGCCAUAACAGUGUUGGAUGCUAAUGACAACACCCCAACCUUUCCUAACGUUUCCUAUAAUGUGAACCUGUUUAUCGACAUGAUGCCUGGAGAAGCCGUGUUACAGCUGUCAGCAUUUGACUCCGAUGCAGGUCAAAACGGUCUCAUCACGUAUCGGAUUUUGGCUGGUCACCAAGGACACUUUGUCAUAGGCAACAGCAGUGGGAUCAUCACUGUGGCACCAGGCGUGCAGCUAAGUGUUGGGCAGAGCUAUGCGUUGACCGUAGAAGCCAUGGACAACGGGCCUGAACCCCACCGAAGGUCAUCCAUUACUACGGUCUACAUUGAAGUUUUGCCACCAAACAACCAGAGCCCUCCUCGUUUUCCGCGGCAACAAUACAACUUGGAGAUCAGUGAAGCUAUGAGGACUGGGGCUACACUUCUUAAUCUGCAGGCAGUGGAUCGGGAGAGGGACCCCAUAACCUACAAAAUCCAAAGCGGAGACAUCCAGGAACAUUUUGCACUACAACAAAAUUCAGGCUAUUUGGUUCUGGACAAACCUCUGGACAGGGAGACUCUGGAUUAUUACACCCUGGUGGUGACAGCCUCAGACGGACACCCAGAAGGAACGUCUACAGCGACGGUGAACAUUGUGGUGACUGACGUUAAUGACAACGACCCGCUGUUCGAUACUUCCCUGCCAGUGAACCUCACUGUCAUUGAGGAGCAGAAACACGCCUACGUUGGACAGGUUAAGGCUACAGAUCCAGAUCUGGGGGCAAGCGGUCAGGUCCAUUAUCGGCUCGUCAACCACCAGGGGCUGUUUUCCAUCAAUGCCACUGGAACCAUUACAACUGCAGUGCCACUGGACAGAGAGGUUAAAGGCCAUUACUAUCUCACGGUUGAAGCCUGGGAUGGUGCAGAGAAUCCACGGCGAUCCAGAUUAACACUUCGUGUCACCGUUCUGGAUAUAGACGACAACAGCCCAAUAUUCACCCAACAAACUUACAAUGUCAAUCUACCGGAGAACAGCCCAAAGGGCACUGUUAUAUUACAAUUAAAGGCGACAGACGCUGACCUCAACUCCAACCUUACUUACCGAAUCAGAACCGAAGGCUCGGGCCAGGACAUCACUCAGCUGUUCCACAUCGACUCCAGAACAGGCGAGCUUUCAGUUCUCAAGGUUCUGGACUUCGAGGCUCUGUCUGAGUCAGAGCCCACAUACACGUUCACUGUAGAGGCCCUGGACACAAAGGGAAACAUGCCUCCUGGACUAGCCUCUGUUACAGUCAGAAUAAUGGACAUGAAUGACUUUUCUCCAGUAUUCAGCCAGUCAGUGUACCGAGGCAUGGUUGCCCCCAAUGCUGUCAAGGGAACCAUCGUAACCACAGUGAUGGCCAAUGACUCUGACCCUGCGGGUACUCCAGCAGGUUUAGUACGUUAUAAGGUGGACCAGGAGGCGUAUCCAUACUCAGCCAGUAUAUUUGGCGUAGACGAACAGACCGGACGUGUGGUUACCAGAGUGAACCUGAACGAAGAGCCGAACAUGAAGUUCAGCCUGGUGGUGGUGGCCUACGAUCAUGGUGAGCCUGUAAUGAAGAAUACAACUCUGGUAGAGAUCACAGUCCUUCAGCCCUCUGUUAUCCCUGUCUUCACCCGGGAAGAAUACAGGUUUCUGCCAGUCAGCGAGGAGGCUGCUGUUGGAACCCCAGUGGGAGUCAUCUUAGCAUCUGCUGUCAAUCAAACUAUCGUGUACUCCAUCAUCGAAGGCAACGAGGGUGGUGUGUUUGCUUUAAAUGAAACAACAGGAGUCAUUUACACUGCCAAGCCCCUGGACUAUGAGACCAAUGCCAGCUAUGUUUUGAAGGUAGAGGCGGACUCCAUGAGAGUGGUGUCUUCAAACCUGCGAGCUCCCUCAAAAACUAACACAGCUAAAGUGGUGAUUGAUGUCCAGGAUGAAAAUGACCAUGCGCCAGAAUUCACUAGACCUCUCUACAUUGGAGGAGUUGCAGAAGACUCCAAAACCUUCACCUCAGUCUUGCAAGUACAGGCCCUGGACAAAGACACUGGUAACUACAGUUCUAUAAUAUACCGUCUGAUCGCCCCCCCUCCAGCUAGUAAAGACACUAAAGACACCAAAGAUGGCUUUAUCAUUGAACCGUACAGCGGCGUUGUGAAGACUGCUAUCAUGUACCGCAAUAUGAGGAGGUCGUAUUUUAAGUUUGAGGUGGUUGCUACAGACAACUAUGGUCAAGGACACAGCAGCAAAGCAGACAUAGUGGUGUCAGUCGUGAACCAGCUGGACAUGCAGGUCGUUGUAUCAAAUGUCCCUCCUACGUACGUGGAGAAAAACAAAGAGAAGCUUCUGAGCAUUUUGGAACGCUAUGUCCAGGAACAGAUACCAGGAGCAAAGGUUGUCGUGGAAACCAUCGGGCCUCACCGUCAUGGGGAUGGGAUGGAGCAGGAAGACUACACCAAGUCAGACCUUAUGAUUUAUGCCAUCGACCCACUGACGAAUAGAGCUGUAUCAAGGCAGGAGCUCUACAAGUUUCUUGAUGGUAAACUUUUGGACAUCAAUAAAGAGUUUCAGCCCUUUCUCCCUCCUGGUGGCCGGAUUUUGGAAAUCCGAACUCCUGAAGUGGUUACCAGUGUAAAGAAAGCUGUGCAGACUGUAGGCUACACAGAGGGGGCGCUGUUGGCUCUGGCUGUCAUUAUCAUUAUCUGUUGUGUACCCGCCAUACUGAUUGUCAUAUUCACCUACAAACAAUUCAAAGAGCGUCAAGCAGAGUGUGCCAAAACAGCCCGCAUCCAGAUGGCACUGCCAACAGGCAAACCUGGGGGAGGCACUGCCAACAACCUGUAUGAAGAGCUGGGUGACAACGCCAUGCGUGGAUAUGGACAACAUGAGACGCAACAACUUCUCCGACCUUCUCUGCUCCGACCUGAGGAACUAUCAAUGGAAUCUGGCAUCGAUCCUGGCCAUGACUACUACACACAGGAUUAUUACAACUAUGACCACGGGUACGACCUUCCUCAGUACGGCAGCCGCAGGAAGCUGAUCUCGCCCUCUGGCCUCUAUGAUGAAUAUGGAGAAGUCGUUGUUGACGAUGACGGCAGCUACUACUACAGCCCACAGGAGUCUGAUGGAGAGCAGGGCAGCAGAAAACGUCGGGUCAAGUUGGUGUUUGACCGAGAGUACGAGACCAGCUCCACGGGUGAGGAAAGCGCGCCAGAAACCCAACGUGGGCGCUUGUCCUCCACCCACAACAGCCAAGUCAACGUUAACGGGAGCAUCUACGUGGCCCAGAAUGGCUCCAUCAUCCGCACCCGACGCUCAGUAAACACCACAGGGCCCACGCAAACCACUACUACGAACAACAACCUCAAACUCCCCUCUCCUAUCUUCAGCUCAAGGCUGGCAAAGCACUUUAAAAAACUAGACAAAAUGGCUGCCACACUGGAAGAAAGAGUUCCCCUGAACAGCUUCAGAACGACGCUGGACAGCGGGUGCAACACACUCCGCACUUUCCAGAGCUCGGGAACGGUUGCCACCACGACAACCACGUCCUCUUUCUCCAAUCCUGACAGCAAAACGCUGAAUGUGUUCAACACGCGACAAUCCAGCGUUUCUUCAGGGUCAACCAGCACCAGCAACGCAGGCCCUGAAAGCGUGGCGUCGAAAUCGAACCUGCUCAAAGCAGCACAGGAAGGCACGGAGCAGUCCCAGAGCACAGCGGAGAGAAACGAGUCGGAAGAAGGCGAGAGAGAGUCCAAGGUAGACGGCAGUAACGACGACACGGACGGACUCGUCAUCAGAGAGCCGCUGGAGUGCCCGAGUGACAGAACGCAGUCGGACGAGGAGGAGUUAUGGAUGGGGCCGUGGAACAGCCUUCACAUACCCAUGACCAAACUCUGACUGAACGCUACGCUACUGUGCUCGUCCCAUAUUGCCAAGAUCACUGAAACAUUGAGACAUGAUUUCUGUUCAUUAGUUGUGGAACUAACAGGGAUGCUCCAGGUCAAUUGGAAGAAAUCUAAUUACAUGAUUUGCUACUCUCUUGUCUGUGAUGGAAGAUUCCUCACAUAUCAGCCAGUAGAACUUUAUUUUAUUUACAUUCAGAGAAGUGAUGGAACUAUAUUUGAAGCAAAAACAGAACAAAUUCAUUGGCGUUUAAUUGGUUAUUUGGAUUACUUAUUAAAUGUCACUUUUUUGUACCUUCUCCACCUGAUUUCAGAGCUGCAACACCUUUAGAAAACUGGACCUAAACUGAGAGGACUUAUAUUUCUACUUUGAUAGCAGAGGCAAAGGUGCGUGAACUUUUUAAUGGCCCUUUAAGCGACUGGUGUCUGUAUGGAACUGAGUGACUCAUUCAGUAUUACGACUACUGACGCAACUCAUCUUGAAUUUGCCUGACAUGUUUCAUUAACACAUGAAGUCGUGUAUUGUUCACACUUGCCUUUUUAUCCUUGUAAAGUUGCUUAGCAGACUUUAUCCAAAUAAAAUUCCAGCCAUUGAAAUGUGGUUUCGCUAACUUGAUGAUAUGCUGCUAAACCCCAAGCUGUAACCUUGAAGGCUGGAAAAACAGGAGCCAAGGUUCAACUUCAACACCCUCCUUUUUAAAUUGGUUGGUUUCCUGUCACGGACACGGCUUUUUAGCGUAGUCCGCAAAUUUUCAAUAGAGUUGAGUUUUUGGGAAGGCUAUUUCAGCAGAUUAAUGUUAGCCUGCUUUUUCCAUUCCAAAAUUAGUUAAGUGUGAACAAGAUUUAACUAUCUAGCUGCUGAUUUUUGGUGAAGUGAAGACUUUGGAGGGACUACACCUCCUUCAUUGUUCCAUACACCUUCUGCAGUGUACCAGUAGGACGGGCAGCAACACACCGUUGGUCCAGUGUGCUCAGGUUUGAAAACCUUUGACAUAUAUUUGUUUCCUUGGAGCCAUUCAAGGAGCAGACUUGAUGAAACAGGUUUCAGAUCCUCAAGAUUUUCAUAUUAAAAUAUGGAAUUUAAUUGUAUUGAAGGCCAAAUAAAAAUCAACAAUACUUUUGAGAAUUAGGUUCAAUAAGCUCACAGUGGCGUUGUCUACUCUUCUCUUUGGUCUCUAAGAAAACUGCAUAGGGAUUAAAGCACAUACUCUGUUUUCCUUAAAAGCUCUGUCUUAACUAAUUUUACAAGGAUUUUCAUCACCGCUGUUGUACGGGCAACCGGCCUGGAAGCAUUUAGGGUUUUUGGAUAACCGAAAUUCGGAACAGUCACUAAAACAGCAUCUUUCAAUAAAUUAGGUAGAAGCUGUGCAUGUAAAGUCAAAACCUCUGCUUUUUGCCAACAGGCACUUCAGCCUAGCUUCACCCCCUGUAGAGUGAUAUGUUAAAUUCCCAAUUUGAGAUAUGAAAAUUACCGCCUUGUCUUGUAGUGAAUACCUGUUACCUGAUGUUAUGGGGUUGGUGCUUUUUGGAAUGUUUUUAUUGGAACUUCUAAAAAACAAUACAUCCCACUGUGUGGUACAGCUUAUUCGAUACGUUCUAGCAUUUUAUUAGCCGAAGAGCUAAUGCUUUGGUUGGCAGCAUUGGGUCUGUAUACAGACUAUGAGCAUUUGGAUUUGGAAACCAGACUCAAAUAUUUCAAAGAAGUGCAGUUGUUGCUGCAGUUGUUUUAAUUUUUGACUUGAAAGCAAGUGAAAAAGACAUUGUGGUGAUUAGUAACCGUUGGUUAGGUCUUAAGAGCAGCAGUUCCCAUUUGAAGAUGCACCUACAAGCUAAGCACAGCAUCUCCACAACAUAAAGAAAGCAGAAGAAUCAAGCCAAAUGAAACUGCUAGAGUUAAUUUUAAGCUUGGCUAAAGCUGUCACACCGAGGGACAGUUAACGAGGUGGUGGUGGAGAUUUGGGGUUCAGGGGUAGAUGCAAACUCACAGCAACGUUAUAGUGAGGAAAGAUGAUUAUACGGCAACUUUAACAUACUUUAAAGAGUUUUUAAUGAUUUUAUUUAAAAUGACCCCUUGAAAAAAGGACUUAAAAUAAGAGUUAAUUUUAUUCUUGCUUAAACAAGAUCAAUAUCACUUAAACACCUGUCUAAUAAAUAUGAAAAAAGACCGAUAUGCCUCCUUCCUGCUUAGUAGCAGUAAAAAAAAAAGGUUACAGCUUUAUCCCAAACUUCUCAAUUUUACAUAUUUUAUAAAUUAAUUAAAAGAAAAAUGCUAAUUACUAAAGUUCAUGGAUGCAGUUUCCAGUCUUCAUGCCUUUCUCUUAUUGAUCUUCUCUUGCAAGAAGGCAUAUAUUGCCAAAAGUGUAAAACCAAAGCUUUAAUUUCAUGAACAAAAAAAACUUCUUCUGCGCCAUUAAUAGUUAAUUAAAUUUCAUUUAAACCGAUAUUGAUCAGAAGAUACUGAAAGAAGAGAUUCCUUUUAAUUAUAAUUCCACACUACCAUAGGAAAUCUGCUUAACUUUGCACAUGAAGCCCUCUCCUUUAUCAAAGUUGCUCACAAUAAGGCUGGAGGAAACUUUUUAAUUGUGAACUGCAUACAGUUUUAUUUGAAGUCUUGAAAGACUGGGAUCAUUAAGCUCCAGAAUUACCGGGGUUUAAAACUUUCACCUUUAAUUGGAUGACCACAUAAUUUUGCAUUAAGGAAAUCAACAGAGGGUGCAGUACGGGUGGUGAUAUUUGAAACUGUGUGCUCCUUAUUACCUGGAAUUAGUGGAGUGUACCAGAGUCAUAUUUUAAACAGUUUCUGGAAGGAAGGGCACAUCUGAGCAGCUAACACUGAUUCAACAAAAUUGAUUGUUAAAAUUUUCACCGAUUCCGGAGGCCACUGUUUUACUGGAGAAGACAGGCUGAACGUGGCUUAUUAAGCUCUGACAGAGCAACCAGAGAUUUGAUUAGUAGCUGGAACAUUGUGAGACAGAACAUUUCAUCCCCAAAACAAAGUGAGUCAUCAUGUUUGCUUAAUUAUAAAAUGCUCAAAACAUCUCUGACAGGUUACAAAGAAGCUGGCUUUAAACUCUCACAGGCCAUUUUAUUUUGUACACUUUGCCAUUAUUGGGUUGGACCCUGUUUUCUAUCAAAUCUGCUUUAAUUCUUCAUGGUAUGGAUUAAACAAGGUGCUGGAAACCUUAGUCCAUAUUGACACGAUAGCAUCACACAGGCGGACAGAUGGGCACACUGGGGUCAUAAAAAGAUGGAUGUGGUCAGCAACAAUGCUCAGGUAGGUUAUUCCUACUAAGGGAAUAUUAGGAAAUAUCACUCACAUCAUUACAUCACCACCAGCAGGCUGAAGCACUGAUAUAAGAUUGGAUGGAUCCAUGCUUUCAUGUUGUUUAUUCCAAAUUCUAAACUGAAUGUCACAGCAGAAAUUAAGACUUAGUACAUCAGGUAACAUUUUCUCAAUCUUCUAUUGUUCACUUUCACUGAGCCUAUGUGAACUGUACUCUGUUUCCUGUUGUUAGCUAGUACCCAGUGUGGUCUUCUGCUGCCCUAACAUUCAGAGAUGCUCUUCUGCAUAGAGUUACAAUAAGUGGUACUCCAAGCAGUCCGGCCACGUUUUUUCUAACCUUUGGCAUCAAAAACACAUUUCUGCUCAAAGAACUGCUGCUCAUUGGAUAUUUUCAGUUUUUUGGACCAUCCUCUGCAAACUCAGAUUAGAAACUCUAAAUCUCUACCAUUCAACGAGAAAAUUAGAAAAUAAAUAAGAUCCGGACAUGUGUCCAUCCAUGAUCAUUGAAGAUGGACUACAAUCGAGUGGAAAAUUGCCACGUGGUCUUAUCAAUCUCAAAAUGCAUAACAGUUUCUAGAAAUCCUGGAUACACCCUCCUCUGGACAUAAGAAAGAGAUCAAAGUAUUUCCCAUUUUUAUUGUGAUUCAUAUGACAAAAAAUAAAAUCCACCGAUUACCAUCCAUUUAAAGUAAAUUCAAGUAAAUAGACAAAUGUUCACUUGACAGUCAUGGCAUAACACAGAGAGCAGAUGUUAAAGUGUAUAGUGGACCACUUAUGGAAAGUGCUAACAAUCAAAACAUAGCUUGACAGCAUACACGUGGAUAUAAUGAAUACACCAAAAUGUAAAAUAAAGUCUCAAAUUGUCAGAUUUAGUCCACAGUUAUGGAAAAUAAAAUGCUGCUGCAUACUGCUGAAUAACAUGCCAUAAGUAUGAAUAAUACACUAAAUAUUUUACAGUAAAAUAUUUUUUUACAUAUCUAAAUACGUUUGAGUAAAGUCAGGGCAGUAGAGUUCACCCUCUCACAUACUGAAAUAAAUAAACAAACACUAAUAACUACUUACAGGAACUUACGCAUAAACAACACAAAUGCCAACCAGGGCUUCACAUUCAAAUAAAUAACUUCAAACACAUUUGUCUCAGGUUAAGAACAGUUACAUUCAGAAACGAGGUCUAGAGGUUAGAGAAAAAAAGGAAACAAGAUGUGGUGGUGUUAUAAGUCAGAUUUAAAACUGAAAAUGUCCCUUCCUGUGUGGAAUCACUGUGGAUUUCACACGCUUAUUAGAGCUGAUAUCGCUUUCAUCCAGGCAUGUAGUUGUAAUGACCAUUUCGUGAAAGAUUAGGUUUUGCUUCGCGUAAUGGCUUUUUUUUUUUAUCCAAAGUUUAAAUUAGAAACAGUUAGAGUAACAAAAGCCUGACUGGAUUAAAGGAUUGCAGCUUAAUUAUCACCGAUAUAGAGUUGUGGUUUCUGGGAUCACAGUCUCAUCUACCUUAAAUAUCAUAAGCCUUAGGUCCCACCAUACUCCCUUACUCCCAACAAAACAUAAUCCAUGCAUGUGAUUAAUAUUAAUCAGGUCAAAUUUAACCCAUUAAUUGAUGGUCACAAGUUGAAAGUAUGAGUUAAAGUGAAACAUGUCAGUCGUUUGUAGGUAUUAAAAAGAUGAAGAAUAACAGAUCUUCACUAUUGCACUAAAACUAUAACUCAUUACUUGGCAUUAAGCCUUUUUUGAAAGGUUUUUAAGCUUCUUUAAACAAAUAAUUCUAGUUUGUUAAAUUUUUAGUAUUCUGGAAUAUUGGUAAAAAAAAAUGAUUCCAUUUUUAUAAAAGUAGGAUUUAUAAUAAGCCUAAAGCUGAGUAAGCAGGAAUGAAUUGAAGCAGCUUUCAAUAAAGAGACUCAAAAGUGAUUUUUCUGAGUGAAAAUUUUAAAUGGAGAAAUAAAAUAACCCUAAUACAGCAGGUCUGUGUUCUUGAGUCUUGAUGAUGGACUUGAUUUUGUGUCACGGCUCCUUUUUGGGUAAUAAUCAAGAUGUAUCAUGUCGUUUUACAUCUUAAUGUUAUUAUUUUUUAAUGUAUAUUUGGUAACGUCAUUAACCAAAUGGGAGGAAGUAAAAUAAAAAGUUACUAUUAGUCCUAAAAUAUUGAAAUGUCGCUAAUUAAAAGAGAGAAAAGUGGCACCAAAUGAAUUUUGAAUGUAGAUUUAGAUGUGCAGAAGAAAGAAAAAAAAAUCUAGUCAUUACUUACAUUAAAUAUCUAUAAAGAUGCUGCUCUUAAAAUCAAGGACAGUAAGUCCAGACCAAUAAAUAAAGAAAAACCAAUCAAUUGCAUUACAAACAUUCAAUUCUGUGUGGGGAACACGGAAUACAUACCUAUAAGUCUGACAAAAAACUCCCCCAAAAUGUACUUGUGCUUUCUUUAAAACUAAAUUUGUGACUGGGCUAAAAUUGAAAGUAAUAAAUACAACGACAUAACAAGACAGAAGCAGUUCUAACCAUAACAAUCAAGUCGCUGUCACUAAUUAGACAGUAACACAAAAACAUUGACGACACCAAAAGGAAAAUGAAAAGUGCAAAACAUUGUUUGAAGAAGACCGGGAUGCUCUCCAAAGGAUCGUAGCACUACAACCAUCAUUGCACCAAUAAAAUAAUGUAGAAAUUUGCAGGAAAUACUCAAUUAUAAUCAGGUCCAACAGAGGAAAUGUCCAUAUUUGAACAAUCUCUGAAGUAAUGAAUGUCUGACUAAAUUUGUAACUAUGUUUUGGGCUCCACCAGUUUUGCAUUUAACAAUGGAAAUAUUCAGAAAGCUUACUGUUGCACAAAAAAGGUUAACAAACAGUUCUGGUGAUCGCAUUGUAUUCACACUAUUAAAAAGCAAUACCCCAUGUUUAAAUUACAUUUUAAAUAUAUAUAUAGUAAUGUAUAUAUAUUCAUAUAUAAACAUUUUUAACUUUUUAAGCUGCUCAGUUUGGCUGACAAGGUGAGAUAUGGUUGAUAUUUGUGCACAAUGAUGUGAGCAAUAAGAUACUCUGUAAAACAAAGCAGAUCAUCCUCAGAGAUACAGCCACAAAAUCAUCAAAUGUUGGAGGCAGUGUUGCAACAUUUUAAACGGACACAAGACAACUUUACCAAAACAGUGAGAAGUUGCUCCACAUUUGCAUUUGCAGAAUAUAAUAGUGUGUGCCUACACUGCCUUAAAACGCUCCUCAUAUAUGGACUAUUUAGGGCAAAUACGGUAGUGUCCGAUAAACUGCUUCCAUUUUUACGACAUUUAAAUAGAAUAGAAGCCUCCGAUUCUUUAUCCUCACAUUUGCUGCGUCUUUCUGUGAGCUUUGCUCAUCUGCACUGCCCCAAAAUGUGCUCUUACAGUACUGUGAAACUGGAACAGUAGGGAAAGAACCAAACAAGCCAGCUUGUCAGCCUCCUUCACAAUGCCCUCAACCAAAUGAGCCCAUACCUGAGGAAGCAACAAUCUCCUACAUCUCUUCGUCCAUUUUAACAUUUACUAGCAAGUGUGGAUUUUACUUCUUUGUUUUAAACAUACUGUACAAAAGAUUUAUUCAAACAAUUAUGCUAGUGCACAAGGCGUGUAGUCACUUGUGGA
This is a messenger RNA of Haplochromis burtoni (Burton's mouthbrooder), 13038 nucleotides long. RefSeq names its product protocadherin-15. Lineage: Eukaryota; Metazoa; Chordata; Actinopteri; Cichliformes; Cichlidae. Bases 720 to 6155 code for a protein of 1811 amino acids. Gene Ontology annotation, molecular function: cadherin binding; calcium ion binding. The transcript is spliced from 40 exons. Gene Ontology annotation, cellular component: stereocilium; plasma membrane; catenin complex. The record is from RefSeq and is a predicted model, not a curated record. Gene Ontology annotation, biological process: inner ear development; sensory perception of sound; homophilic cell-cell adhesion.